AAUAGCACAACAAAAAAGCUUAUCCAUGAUUUCUCCCUCUUCUCCUUCCUCCUCUCUUUCUUCCUGGCUGAAGUGGUGAGAGCCAUGGAUGGAACCCUGCAAAUUUUCUGCACAAAUUUCAAAGUACCCACCUCCAUUAAAAUGCCCCUCUUUUCUAUCCACCUUCCUUCUCCCUUUCUCUCUCCUCAUUUUCUCUCUCUUCCCCAAAACCCCACCUCCUCUUUUUCUUCAUACCUUUCUAUGCCAUCUCGCUUCCCUCCUUUUGUUCAAUUUGCAACGCCAGAUAGUCAAUUGAGCAUUGAGGUCGGCACUGAAACCAGUGAGUGGGCAAUGCAAGAUUUCUAUAUGUUAAGAAAAGAGGUAGAAAAUACAAGUAAACGUGUGCAAGAGAUUGUAGUCUCUGCUGGAUUGCAACACUUGGAAAGAGAGCUUGCAGCAUUAGAGUCCAAAUCAGCUGAUAGCACUUUGUGGGAUGACCGUGCUAAGGCCCAAGAAACUCUUUCGGCUCUCACUGAUGUCAAAGAUAAACUUAAACUUCUCAAAGAUUUCCAAACACAGGUUGAAGAGGCAGAAACGAUAGUUAAUCUUACUGAAGAGAUGGAUUCUACUGAUACUGCACUUCUUCAAGAAGCUGCUGGCAUUAUUAAGGAGUUGAACAAAGCACUUGAUCGUUUUGAGUUGACAGAGCUUCUUUCUGGUCCUUAUGACAAAGAGGGUGCUGUUAUUACUAUCUCAGCUGGUGCUGGUGGGACUGAUGCUCAGGAUUGGGCUGAUAUGCUUCUCAGGAUGUAUAUGAGAUGGGCGGAAAAACAGAAGUAUAAGGCUAGAGUGGUUGAUAAAUCAUUGGGAGAAGAAGCAGGGAUUAAAUCUGCAACACUUGAGGUUGACGGUCGUUAUGCUUAUGGUUAUCUUUCUGGAGAAAAGGGCACACAUCGUAUUGUGCGGCAGUCACCUUUUAAUUCCAAGGGUCUUCGGCAGACUAGCUUUUCUGGUGUUGAAGUCAUGCCUCUUCUUCCAGAAGAGUCACUAAAUGUUGAUAUACCUGAAGAAGAUUUGGAAAUAAGUUUCACUAGGGCUGGUGGAAAAGGAGGUCAAAAUGUAAACAAGGUUGAAACAGCUGUUAGAAUCACUCACAUUCCCACUGGUGUGGCAGUCCGAUGCUCAGAGGAGAGAUCCCAAAUACAAAACAAAGUAAAGGCUCUGAAUCGAUUGAAAGCCAAACUUUUGGUCAUUGCUGAGGAGCAAAGGGCGUCUGAGAUCAAGCAGAUCAGGGGAGAUGCUGUGAAGGCAGAGUGGGGCCAGCAAAUACGGAAUUAUGUAUUCCACCCUUACAAGCUUGUGAAAGAUGUGCGUACAACUUACGAAACUUCAGAUAUCACCUCAGUAAUGGAUGGUGAUUUAGAUCCAUUCAUUAAGUCUUACUUGAAAUUUAAGUACACUCAGAUGCUUUCAACUAGUAGUUAAAGAUAAUUUUGUGUACUUGCUGAUUUGUGGUAGCACGGUUGUCACCUGAUGAAUUUUGUAUAACAAGUAGUUGGAUGCAAAACUUAAUGAUUAUUUAUAUAUAUAUAUAAUAUCUUAUAUCUUCUGCAGA
Messenger RNA from Chenopodium quinoa (quinoa), 1594 nucleotides. Its product is annotated as peptide chain release factor PrfB1, chloroplastic-like. Gene Ontology annotation, cellular component: cytoplasm. NCBI's taxonomy places the organism in Eukaryota, Viridiplantae, Streptophyta, Magnoliopsida, Caryophyllales, Amaranthaceae. Gene Ontology annotation, biological process: translational termination. The transcript has 7 exons. Gene Ontology annotation, molecular function: translation release factor activity, codon specific. The coding region runs from base 85 to 1464 and encodes 459 amino acids. The record is from RefSeq and is a predicted model, not a curated record.